Messenger RNA from Tachysurus fulvidraco (yellow catfish), 4402 nucleotides. RefSeq lists its product as uncharacterized. The coding region runs from base 33 to 3614 and encodes 1193 amino acids. The record is from RefSeq and is a predicted model, not a curated record. The transcript has 14 exons. Lineage: Eukaryota; Metazoa; Chordata; Actinopteri; Siluriformes; Bagridae. Gene Ontology annotation, molecular function: protein binding; DNA binding. Gene Ontology annotation, biological process: DNA integration; DNA recombination.
AAAUCACACUAACAUUUUCUGGUAGAGUUAAAAUGCCACGAAGGAUCAGCCCUCUCACAGAUGCCAUUUAUUAUGUCACUACCAAGAGUGACAAGACAUCUAAGCUAGAGGUGAAGUACAUAAGUUCAGAGAAAGGGCGUGGUAUCUUCACUCUAACUUCAUUUGACAAAGGUGAUUUUGUGGCAGAGUACCGAGGAGAAAUGAUUGAUUUCAUCGAGUCUCAAAGAAGGAGAAGAAUUUACCACGAUGCAUGUGGUGUGUUUAUGUUCGACUUCAAGUGGAAGGGAAAAACUUGGUGUAUUGAUGCUGCAAAAGAAGAUGGAUCUUUUGGUAGGCUUGUUAAUGAUGACCACAAGCACCCAAAUUGCAGAAUGAAGAAGAUUGAAGUGGAUAGGAGGCCACAUCUUUGUCUCUUUGCAUUAAAAGACAUUAAACAAGGACAAGAAAUUACAUAUGAUUAUGGAGGAACAGACUGGCCUUGGCGUAGCAAGGUUAUGGAGGACAACCCUGAUGAGAACAAUGUCCAAGAAAAACAUCCAUCACAGUCUACAUCUCUUCUGGAUCAUAAUACUGCUACUAGUGCAUCAGUGACUGAACAGGUUAUGGAGGACAACCCUGAUGAGAACAAUGUCCAAGAAAAACAUCCAUCACAGUCUACAUCUCUUCUGGAUCAUAAUACUGCUACUAGUGCAUCAGUGACUGAACAGGUUAUGGAGGACAACCCUGAUGAGAACAAUGUCCAAGAAAAACAUCCAUCACAGUCUACAUCUCUUCUGGAUCAUAAUACUGCUACUAGUGCAUCAGUGACUGAACAGGUUAUGGAGGACAACCCUGAUGAGAACAAUGUCCAAGAAAAACAUCCAUCACAGUCUACAUCUCUUCUGGAUCAUAAUACUGCUACUAGUGCAUCAGUGACUGAACAGGUUAUGGAGGACAACCCUGAUGAGAACAAUGUCCAAGAAAAACAUCCAUCACAGUCUACAUCUCUUCUGGAUCAUAAUACUGCUACUAGUGCAUCAGUGACUGAACAGGUUAUGGAGGACAACCCUGAUGAGAACAAUGUCCAAGAAAAACAUCCAUCACAGUCUACAUCUCUUCUGGAUCAUAAUACUGCUACUAGUGCAUCAGUGACUGAACAGCAUUCUUCAUCAGAAGACAGUGAUGAACAAGAUAUGUGCAUACCAAGGUUAAGGAGGACCAAAAGUGUCUUUAUGAAAGACUUAAUUCCUGAUGCUUCAGAUGAGCUCUUUGAUUCUACUCCAGACAGUGGAGAGGAAUAUGUCCCAAACUCCAAAGAUGACAGUGAUGAGAGCAGUUCAGAGAGUAGCAUGAUCGUUAAACCUUUAAAUUUGUGUCGGUCAGACACAGACCCUGUUCUUCCCAGCAGUUCUGUCCCUGAUAGCACCACCCCAAAUGUCAUGGACAAAAGCAGUCAUGAGACCAUGGAAGUAACUGAUCAUUCUCAAGUUAGAGACAGUGAUGUAGCUUGCAUCAGUCCAACGAAUGUUCAGAAAAAUGCAAGAGUAGUUGUAAAUUCAGUCAAAAGAAAACAUGAUGGUGGUAGGGUAUACAAUAAGAAACACUAUUGUCUGUUUUGCUUCAAACCUUAUAACAAGAUGGCAAGACAUUUGGAAUAUGUGCAUUCCACUGAAAAAGAAGUAACUGAAGGAUGCCAGUUUCCAAAGGGUUCUAUGCAAAGAAAAAUGUUUUUUAAUGAUCUUCGACACAGAGGCAACUAUGCACACAAUGCAGCUGUAAUGAAGUCAGGCGAAGGAGAACUGGUUCCGUACAGACAACCACAAAAUCAAACAGAAGGCACUGAAUUUAUGCAUUGUGCAUAUUGCCAAGGGCUGUUUACCCGGAAGGUUCUCUGGAGGCAUAUGAAAAGCUGUAAAUUGAGCACUAAAGAUAAAAUCUCAAGACCUGGAAAAAAUCGUGUCCAAGCUCUCUGUUCAUAUGCACAACCUGUAUCUUCAAACAUAAGCAAAGCAUUAUGGAAGACAGUAAGCCACAUGAAUCUAGAUGAAAUCACAGCUGCUGUCAAAAAUGACUGCUGCAUCAUUCAGGUGGGAGAACACUUGCUGAACAAAGGUGGAAUAUCUGCUAAGAAUGAGGCAUAUGUCCGACAGAAGUUGCGAGAGCUGGGAAGGUUACUGGUCAGUGGCAGCAAAGUUGCAUCUUUGAAAAGAAUGGAAGAUUUCCUAGAUCCACAGAACUAUAUGAAGACAGUUAAAGCUGUUAGACAUGCAUGUGGAUAUGAUUAUCAAACCAACACAUACAGAACACCUUCACUUGCAAAAAAACUUGGAAUAAGCCUAAUGAAGCUUAGUAAGCUUACAAAAGCUAAAGCUUUGAUUAACAAGGAUGUUGACUUGGCACAGAAAGUCACUGGAUUUCAAGAUGUGCAUAAGGAACGGUGGUGUGAUUUGAUCUCUGCAACAGCUGCACGAAAUAUAGAAGAAUUAAAGUGGAAUGCACCUACUGUGUUGCCAUUUACAAAGGACGUGCAAAAGCUUCACACCUUCCUUGACAAAACACAAGAUGAAUGCGUCAAGCAGUUAUCAUCAGUGUCUUCUACAAAAUACUGGUCCGAACUUGCCAAAACCAUUUUAACUCAAAUCAUCCUGUUCAACCGCCGCAGAGAGGGAGAGGUAUCAAGUAUGCCUUUAUCUGCAUUUUUAACCAGGGACACCUCUGAUCCACAUGCUGAUGUAGACUGGGCAUUGUCUGAAGUUGAGAAGAAACUGUGCAGACAUUUCUCAAGAAUUGUCAUCAGGGGAAAAAGAGGACGUCCAGUUCCUGUUCUACUGACACCAAAAAUGCUGGGUGCAUUGGAGUUGCUCGUAAAGAACAGGGAGACUUGUGGAGUGCUAAAGGAAAAUGUUUAUCUUUUUGCUCGGCCAACAGCAAUGUCGCAUUACAGAGGCUCGGACUGCAUCCGUAACUUUGCCAAGCAUUGUGGUGCAGAUAGUCCAUAUGCACUUACAUCCACAAAAUUACGAAAACAGGCAGCAACUCUUUCUACAGUCCUAAAUCUGAGGGACACGGAUUUGGAUCAGUUAGCAAACUUUCUUGGACAUGAUAUCCGAAUUCAUCGGGAAUACUAUCGCCUUCCUGAAAAGACCCUACAGCUUGCAAAAGUCAGCAAAGUGCUUAUGGCGUUAGAACAAGGAAGAGUUGGGCAGUUUAAGGGCAAGAAUUUGGAUGAGAUCACUAUUGAUCCAAAUGAGGAAAUGGAGUUAAACAGUGAUGAAAUAAUGAGUGAGGAAGGUGAGAAAUGUGAAGAACAUGAAGACACUCAAGCAGAUGUCGGGAUGCCACCAGUGGACACUGAAAUCGUGCACACCGUGGAGAUGAAUUCUCUUCAAAGGUCUUCUAAAGGUAAAACUUCUACUCUGAAAAAGAGGAAGGCUUGGGAAGUAAACGAGGUCACCGCAGUGGAGAGACAUAUGAAGACUUUCAUCAUGUCAUGCCGUGUCCCAGGGAAGUUGGCCUGUCAAAACUGCAUUACAGCUGAGCCUUUAGCUCUUAAAGAUAGAGACUGGCAAAGUGUCAAAUUCUAUGUCUACAAUCGCAUUGUAGCUUAUAAGAGAGAUCUAAACAAGAAUGAUUAGAUAAGAUGGAUAAUGGCACUUUUGGUACUUUUUCUAGUUCUUCUUUAAGUUAUGUUCCAUCUCUAGGCUAUCACGUUAAUGAACCAGUCAGCAUUUAUUUCAUAAUAAACUAACCAGGAGCAGAUCAAGUAUUUCAAUAUUUAUAAGAACCCUUACCUACACAUUGAUACUGCAUCCAAUCAAAUUUAUUUUGGCCACCUCCUUUCAUUUUACUGCCACUGCCUUUUGUUUGGGCAAUAAAAGCUCCAAUGUGCUGCCCAUUUAUUUGUUUAGCCUAGCUAGCUUGGCAAAUGUUGUUAAAUUGUUAGCUGCCACUUUUUAGAGUAGUCAGUUUAGGUAGAUAAAUAAAGAUUAAGGCCAUAUUCAUGUUUUGGAAAAAAUCCUUUCAUUUGUGUAUACUAAGUAAUGUGCAGUAUGCAAGGUUUGAGGUGAUUGUAAGGGUCAAAAUUUUUAUUUUGGUUGCUGAAAGUUUUUGAUCCAAAUACUUGAAUGCAAUUUAUUUGUAAUUAGUUAAUUAUGAAGUAAAUGCUAGUCAGGCCUAGCCAGUUAUAGAAUGUUCAGUGCUUGUUAUAGUAUGUUAUAGAGAAUACUCAUUUACUUUUGGAUGUUGAUGUAAGUGUAAAUAAGAGUUGUGCUUUUAACAGCUUUGUAUUACACUAAAUAUGAGAGUUUAUUCAUAGUACAUGUGAGCUUUUAGUAAAUUUAAUGAGACUUUCUGUUGACUUUGGCAGUAAAGAAGCUCAAGACUCAAGUUGUCUGUUAUGUUAAAUAAACAGGGCUUUUCCUGA